This is a messenger RNA of Dovyalis caffra, 717 nucleotides long. NCBI's taxonomy places the organism in Eukaryota, Viridiplantae, Streptophyta, Magnoliopsida, Malpighiales, Salicaceae. The record is from the annotation of a GenBank genome assembly.
AUGCUCUGCUCUUGCUCUCGCAUCCUCGCUCAUAAAAAUCUAAACUUUGCAUCAUUAUCAGCUUCUUUUUUAUUAUCAAAGCAACUAUCUUUUAAUUCCAAGCAAGCCCUUCCGCCUUCUUUGCAUAAUUCACCAGUUCCUUUGAUUUCUCAGUCAGUCAAAACAGGGGUGCCAGGGCCUUUAUUGGGUUCUUUGAGAUUCAAUCAUUCAAUGGCUAGUCAAUCUAGUGCUCAAUCAGUUCACGAUUUCACUGUUAAAGAUGCUAGGGGAAAUGAUGUUGACCUUAGUGUUUAUAAGGGGAAGGUCCUCUUGAUUGUCAAUGUUGCUUCACAAUGUGGCUUGACCGAUUCAAACUACACGGAGCUGACCCAGCUAUAUGAAAAAUACAAGGAUCAAGGUUUGGAGAUUCUGGCUUUUCCAUGCAAUCAGUUUGGAUCUCAGGAGCCAGGGAGCAAUGAACAAAUAGUGGAGUUUGCUUGUACUCGCUUUAAGGCUGAGUAUCCCAUAUUUGAUAAGGUUGACGUAAAUGGUAACAACGCUGCUCCAAUUUACAAGUUCUUGAAGUCUAGCAAGGGUGGACUUUUUGGGGACAGCAUCAAAUGGAAUUUCUCCAAAUUCCUGGUUGAUAAAGAUGGCAAAGUUGUGGAUCGUUAUGCUCCCACCACCUCCCCUCUUAGCAUUGAGAAGGAUGUGAAAAAACUACUAGGGAUUGCUUAA